Molecule: messenger RNA, 1077 nt
Organism: Folsomia candida
Lineage: Eukaryota; Metazoa; Arthropoda; Collembola; Entomobryomorpha; Isotomidae
Exons: 4
Coding region: 1-927 (308 amino acids)
Source: RefSeq, a predicted model, not a curated record
AUGCAAAUAUCUCUACCAAACGUUCCCAUUAGGAAUUUGAGUCUUCUUCAAGUUUUAUAUUAUUUAGAUUUGGGACUGAUUGACACUAUUUAUUUAAUAGUCAAAACCAGUCAACAUACGCUGGGAGACCUCCAUUCUGCGUUGUUACUGAAUGUUGCCCAUAUUCUAGAAUUGUCCACCUUUCGAGAUGACAUCGGUCACCUUGAGAACGCAUUUUUAACCGAACGAGGCAUUGACGAAGAAGAAUUUUCCGUAAAAGUGGAGCCAACUGAUGACGGAAACGAUGACACCGAUGACACGUUCGUCCCAAACCAUAAAAGGUUAAAAGUUGAAGAUACUGAGCCUGAUGCUAACGACUAUCGUAGUGAAGAUGAAGAUGACGAUAAAGAAAAAGACGAAAUCCCAAAGGUAGCUCCUGCUAUUGUCGAAAAUCGUCACGUUACUCGUGAGAAGAUGAAGGAACUUAUCCGGGAUUUCAAGUCCCCUUUCAGCACCCUUUCACCCCAAGAAAUGCAGCACAAACCGAACAAAAUUCCAUUUCAGCCCACAGACACGCUUGAAUCGUACGAAAUCGCAGUUCGUAGUGCAGCUACAUAUGUUUCGGAACAGACGGUGAACCGGUACUACGAACAGGUCGUCCUGGCGCACAAUUUUGGCGAAAUUUUAGACGGGCUGCAGGCAAAUUUCAACAUGGAAAAGAGGACACGAAGACUUAAUAUCAAAUGGCCUGAUUACUUAGCCGGUCUUAAAGUUACAAGCGUUGGUGUACCCAGUUUAAAGAAAUAUGUCUCAUUUUUCCGCUUGUGUAAAGCUUAUCCCCGCCUUUUACGGGUCAAGAAGACGUAUUCAUACUUGUCAAGUAACGUCAAGCUUAUUAGAAGGGCAAUCGAAGUUUGUGGAGAGAGGGAUUUUUUUAUGCAUGUUUAAUUUAUGCAGGAAUUUCAUUUAUGCAAAGUGUGUUGUGCAUAAAUGAGUAACCGACUUGCUAAUUAACUAUUAAUUCAAUAAUGUAAUAUGUAUGUACUAGCGAAUAAGCCCGUCUCCCGCCGGGCCAGCGAGAAUUAUUAGCUGCAAAUG